Neohortaea acidophila is the source of this 960-nucleotide messenger RNA. RefSeq lists its product as uncharacterized. Lineage: Eukaryota; Fungi; Ascomycota; Dothideomycetes; Mycosphaerellales; Teratosphaeriaceae. The coding region runs from base 1 to 960 and encodes 319 amino acids. The transcript has 3 exons. The record is from RefSeq and is a predicted model, not a curated record.
AUGCUCGGCCGCCAGGUCACCAACACGCUGCUGCGUGGCCCCACGCGUCGUCUCGCCCUCCGCCCGGCUACAUUCCAAGAUCUCGCCUCACGUGCGACCGUCUUCUCGUCAUUACGCUCCUAUGCCACUCCCGGACGACCGAGAACAGCAGUCGGCGAGCCAUCGCGGCCCGUGAAGCGCGCGGUCAAACGCGACGCCAGAUCAGCUGAUGGCGGUGAAGCCAAGAAACGGGUGCAGGCCCGCAAGGCCUCCGCAAAAGCGAAGAAGAAGGCUGCACCUAAGAAGCCGGUCAAGAAGGUGUUGACGCCGGAGCAGCAAGCGAAGAAGGAAGCCAAGGCCGCCAGCACGAAGAUCAAGGAGCUGAAGAAGACCGCGUUGAAGCCGCCCACCACCGGCCAGCGGGUCACGGCGUACAAUGUCUUCAUCGGGGAGCAUACGAGAGGGCGAAAGGUCGGCGCCGGGCAAUCUGCGCCAGAGGCAUUGAAGGAAGCGAAUGGCGAGUGGAAGACCUUGUCGCCCGCGGAUAUUGAACAUUACAAUCAUCUCGCCCAACAACAGAAGCAAACACAACAAGCCGAGUACAAACGCUGGGUGGAGUCGCACCCCCCGGACGUGAUUCAAGCCGCCAAUCGCGCGCGAAACUAUCUCAAACGCACCCAACCCGCCGCAAAGGGCACCAAGACCCGCUAUCCCCUCAUCCACGACGAGCGCGCCGUCAAGCAGCCGUUGAGGGCGUACAUUCAAUUCUCCAUCAAUCGAAACGCCAGCGGCGACUUCCGGAAUAUCACAGUGGCCGAGCGGGCGAAGCUGAUAUCGCAGGAAUGGAAGACGCUGAAUGAGAGUGAGAAGCAGAAGUACAAAGAUCUCGAGUCCCAAGACCGCAGCCGAUACUCAACCGAGUACAAGGAUGUCUUCGGACAUGUCCCGCCGGCCCAACAGGCCGCAGCGGCCGCGGCGUAA